Molecule: messenger RNA, 1138 nt
Organism: Cajanus cajan (pigeon pea)
Lineage: Eukaryota; Viridiplantae; Streptophyta; Magnoliopsida; Fabales; Fabaceae
Source: RefSeq, a predicted model, not a curated record
AGGUUUAUGCUGAUGUGGUCGCCGCACCACAAUUGGGCCCCAACAUUGGUGAUUACGAAAAAUUGAUAAUUUCGUCAAGUAGGGUUUCGUUCCACCCAAAGAAACUUAGUUUUGCUUUCUUCUCUCAUCCCCAUAGGAAAAGUUGAUUCACAUAUUCACGAUUAAUUCUUGAGAGUUGAAUGAAAAUCGAACGAUGCAUAUUCUAAUUAUGUAUGUUACAACAUCUCCUUGGCCUGCAUGAAUACACCAGCAAAACCGAGCAUUACAUAUGAUAUAACUAAAUUCUCAACAAGUCUAAACCUCCUUGCUUAUCCUAAGAUGCCAACCAAACAGGUAAGUUAUCGCAAUGAUAAAGCGGUGCUAGUGAGAGUAUAUGUUGAGAAGCCUAGGAAGAAGAGAUCAUCAUCAGUUCAGCAUCAGCAUCAUCACCAUCACCUCCAUUAUCACAUCCAUCAAACAGUUAGACAAGAGGUAGUUCAUCAUGGCUCUGGUAGUAAGGGACAUGAUAGAAGAGCAGGGUUGCUUAUGUACUCGCAUCUCCUACGUGAGUCUACAAGAGGAGCAUCAUCAACACCCUCAUUCUCCAAGAGGGUUGCAAACAACAAUCUCCACCCACCUACCCAGAUAGCCCCUUCUAACAUGAAAAAGCCAGGUUAUGGGGGAAAGACAACUUGCUUUGGCAAUUGGAAACUACUGAUUCCAAGGUUCUUAAUAAGGUCAUGGUCAAAAGCACAAAAUAAAGAGAAAAAGAAGAAACAGACGGGUGGGGGUUUAUCAGGAAAUGGAACAAAAAUGUUACAGGUAUGGAGAGGAAAAAGUUUCUUUCUGAAUGUGUUUUCAACAACACGCAAGUGAGCUUGAGGUUCAACUUUGUCCCGGACGAGGUAUAACUCUAAGUAUAAUGUCUCGAAUCUCAAUCCAAAUACGGCUUUAUCGGGUAAUUUGAUUCAAGUUCUUAUCUUCCAUCAUGCUAAUUAUAUCAUCAGUGGUCUUAUUUCACAUAUUUUCUCUUAUUUAUCUUUUCGCAGUACAAAUUUAUUGUACAAAUGCAAUUUCUUCAUGGAUUGCAAUUACUGGUAUUUUGGUAUCAUGUACAAGGAUUCAAAUAGUCAAAUUGCCACAUUAAUUUGGAAUUUUU